This is a messenger RNA of Nymphaea colorata (pocket water lily), 1737 nucleotides long. Its product is annotated as aspartic proteinase 36-like. The record is from RefSeq and is a predicted model, not a curated record. Gene Ontology annotation, molecular function: aspartic-type endopeptidase activity. The annotation marks the transcript as partial. The transcript is spliced from 10 exons. Lineage: Eukaryota; Viridiplantae; Streptophyta; Magnoliopsida; Nymphaeales; Nymphaeaceae. Gene Ontology annotation, biological process: proteolysis.
CAACGGGAAGCCACAGAAGGCCGCUUCCUUUCUCGCUUCCCCUACCUGAGAGGCUGCGCUUCCCCACGGCGCGGCCUCUCGCUCUCUCUCUCCCUCCCUCUUUGCGCCUUCCUCCUCUCCUUCCGUCUGCUUUUCCUUUCUGUCCCACGUUGUGUUGUUCGUCAGUUGAGCUUCGGGCACGAGGUGUUCCGUCUUGCUUCCAAUGGAUCGGAAGGAGAGGGUGGCUUUCCUCGCGCUCGGGCUCUUUUUGUUAUUUUAUCCGUUCGUCAUGCGGAUGGGAGUGGAGUCAUCCGAGUUAGGAGCAAAUUCGCCGGUCUCCGAAGCGGGAUUCACCGGCUGAGGGCGCACGACGGCCGGCGGCACGGCAGGAUGCUCAGCGCCGUCGAUCUGCCGUUGGGAGGCAGUAGCAGUGCCACGGUCGCUGGAUUGUACUAUACUGAACUCUGGAUCGGGAGCCCACCCAAGCAUUAUUUUGUGCAAGUUGAUACCGGGAGCGAUCAGCUUUGGGUGAAUUGUAUUCAAUGUCGGGAUUGUCCGAAGACGAGCGAUCUUGGGCUAGAGUUGACUCUUUAUGAUCCAAGCGGUUCCAGCAGUGGGUCUUUGGUUGCGUGUAAGGAUGAUUUUUGUUCAAUGCUUUAUAGGGGCCGAGUUUCGGGCUGCACUCCUAGUGCCCUCUGCCAAUUUUAUUUGCAAUAUGGGGAUGGCAGUACGAGUAGGGGCUACUUUGUAAGAGAUAUCAUGCAGUAUAACCAAUUGACCGGCAAUUUUAAAACCAGCCCUGCCAAUGCGAGUGUUGUGUUUGGGUGUUCUGUUCAUGAAACUGGGCAACUUGAUGCUAGUAGCCAGGCAGUGGAUGGAAUCAUGGGCUUCGGACAAUCAAAUACUUCUGUGGUUUCUCAAUUAGCUUCUGAAGGAAAAGUCAAAAAGAUGUUUGCCCAUUGUUUAGAUGGGGUAAAUGGUGGUGGAAUAUUUACUAUUGGACAAGUGGUAGAACCACAUGUAAAGAUGACUCCUUUGGUAGCUAACCAGUCUCAUUACAAUGUGUAUAUGAAGGCAAUUGAUGUUGGUGGUGUGAUGCUGCGACUUCCUUCAGAUGUGUUUGAUACUGGACGUGGGGUUGAAGACAGAUUGGGGACAAUAAUUGACAGUGGAACAACAUUGACUUACAUUGCAGAAGAAGCUUUUAAUCCUCUAAUGAAAGCAAUUCUGUCUUAUGGGCCACAUGUACAUUAUUAUGCGCUUGAAGGUUCAAGUUGCUUUCGGUACACUGGAAGUGUGGAUGAUGCCUUCCCAUAUGUCACCUUUUAUUUUGAAAAUUCGGUUACUUUGAAGGUUCUACCACAUGAAUACCUUUAUCAGAUAGGCGAUUUUGAUUGGUGCAUUGGAUUUCAAAAUAGUGGGAGCCAAAAUAGGGACUCAAGAGGUUGGACUGUAUUGGGGGAUUUGGUUUUGGCCAAUAGGUUGGUGGUUUAUGAUCUUGAGAACCAAGCAAUAGGAUGGACUAAUUAUGAUUGCUCCUCAAGCAUCAAAAUCAAAGACUCCAGGACUGGAGCCAUGUAUUCCGUUGGGGCCCAUAACAUUUCCUUGGCCUGUAAACUAGAUUUGCCGCGGUUCUCUUUAAUUAUAUAUCUGAUCAUCCUUCUUCAUUGGAUUUGUUGAGUUAGCUGGUUAAUGCAGCUUGAUUCAUUUUGUUAAUUUAUCUCAUUGAAUGAAAAAAGCUGUUGUAUUUGUCCAAUC